This is a messenger RNA of Naegleria fowleri, 1050 nucleotides long. RefSeq lists its product as uncharacterized. The record is from RefSeq and is a predicted model, not a curated record. The transcript has a single exon. The coding region runs from base 1 to 1050 and encodes 349 amino acids. Gene Ontology annotation, molecular function: zinc ion binding; nucleic acid binding. Lineage: Eukaryota; Heterolobosea; Eutetramitea; Acrasida; Naegleriidae.
AUGAGCACCCCAUCAUGGAAACCUAAAGGCAAUACGUUUUGUAAGUACUGCCAACAAUGGAUUCGUGAUACACCUUCGGAGCAAAAAAGACACGAGAGAUCCAAACACCACGUUAUAAAUGUUCAAAAUUAUAUCCGAAAUCAACAGCAACAAGAGAGAAACAUUGAAAAGGAGCAACAACGAAAUCGGAAAUUGUUAGAUAACAUUGAAAAAAGAGUAUCCAAAAAUAUAAAUAAUGAUGAGUCUUCAAAUCCAUAUUAUCAACAAUACCUUCAGCAUCAAGCGGAAAUGCAAAAGGUUCCGAUAUUUCCUCCACCAAUUCAUUUGCUAUCACCACCGCCUCAACAACAGCCACCACUACAGGACCAAGCUGAAUUGAUCAAAGAGCAAACAUCACAUGAAGAAAAUGUUGAACCUGAAUUGUUUGAACAUAAUGAUUUACCUCUGAGCGCACUUGUCUCGGCCAGUGAAAGUGGAACUGAACAGCAAUCGAUUGUAAAAUCGAAGAAGAAAAAGAAGACUGCUGGAGCCAAUUCUGCACCAGCUGAAAUUGGUGGAUACUAUGAUGAUCCCAACUAUUUUUACUACGAGCAAGAGGAAAGCAAAGAAGACACUUCCACUAAGGCAACUGAAGAUAAAUCUAGUAGUGAACAAAAAGAAAGUUUCAAGGAUGUUUCUGCUGUUCCCAAAACACAGGUAUCCUCAUGGAAGAAUAAGUAUGCCCAGAAUUAUUCAACAUCGGCUAGUGCUACCUUUGGACAAUGGGAGGUUGUGAGUGUCACGAAACGUGAACCUGUAGCUUCAAAUGAUGAGACAUCACAUUCUUUUGCAACCGAUACUGGUGAUCAUUUGAAAAAUGAUGACCCUGAAACACAUGAAGAAGACAAACUUGGUGGAAGUUAUACUCACCACAAUGCCGACAAAAAGAAGAGAAAAUUUGAUACCACUGUGACAUCGAGUGGUUUAGUCUCUUCCACGAAGAAAGUCAAAUCUGAAGACUCAACACAACCUAAAAAACCCAUUUCAUUUUCCCUCUCCAAGAAAAAGUAA